Molecule: messenger RNA, 246 nt
Organism: Lottia gigantea (owl limpet)
Lineage: Eukaryota; Metazoa; Mollusca; Gastropoda; Lottiidae
Exons: 1
Biological process (GO): regulation of transcription by RNA polymerase II
Molecular function (GO): DNA-binding transcription factor activity, RNA polymerase II-specific; protein dimerization activity; RNA polymerase II cis-regulatory region sequence-specific DNA binding
Source: RefSeq, a predicted model, not a curated record
AAGAGGACAUUACAUAAUGUUUUGGAACGUAGGCGGAGAAACGAUUUGAAAGACAGUUUUUAUGUGUUACGUGAUCAUGUUCCAGAAUUAGACAGUAAGGAGAAAGCUCCUAAAGUGUUAAUAUUACGAAAAGCUUCAGAAUACAUUCAUUCUUUAAGACGGACAGAUAACAAAAACACACGUGAAAUCAGUGCUUUAAGACAGAAAAAUGAAGCUUUAAGAAAGAAAUUAGCAAUGUUACAAGAA